Patella vulgata (common limpet) is the source of this 3512-nucleotide messenger RNA. RefSeq names its product zinc finger protein 239. Gene Ontology annotation, molecular function: RNA polymerase II cis-regulatory region sequence-specific DNA binding; DNA-binding transcription factor activity. Gene Ontology annotation, biological process: regulation of transcription by RNA polymerase II. Lineage: Eukaryota; Metazoa; Mollusca; Gastropoda; Patellidae. The coding region runs from base 317 to 1309 and encodes 330 amino acids. The transcript has 2 exons. The record is from RefSeq and is a predicted model, not a curated record.
CGAAAUACAACCUUAACCUGUGAUGUAAAACCGGAAGUGAUUUUAGAUUAAUGGCGAUUAUAUUAAUUCGUCUUUAUGACGAAAGCAAGGUUUCCAAGUUCACCAGAGACAAAUUGUCCGCGAUAUGCGAGUGACUGGAAGCGGACAUUUAAACCUCUGAUCAAUGUACUUAUCACAACAUUGAUUUACAACGUUUGGUGGAAGACGAAGUGUAUGUUCUAAAACUUGAAGUCAAGACUCCGCCAGAUUAAUCACACAAAGAAAGAAACUAUAAUUUAUAAAAUUAAAACCACAUACACAGAAGUGAAGAAUUGCCAUGGAAAAUAAUGAUGUUAAAACAUUCCACCAGUGUGUUGUGUGUGAUGAGAUCUUUCAACAAUAUGAUGAUUUAAAAAAACACAAUAUAAUACAUGUUAAAGAAGAGAAAACUGAUGAUGUAGAUGAAUAUUGUCAUGUUAAAGAAGAGAAAACUGAUGAUAUUGAAACAGUUCAUCAGUGUAAUUUAUGUGAUGAAGAAUUUAAAUCGGAUAUUGAUUUAGUGAAACAUUGUGAAUUACAUGUUGAAGAAGAGUUGAACACUGAUAAUGAUAGUGAUAUAGGCUUACUAUCAGCUGAGAGUCAGGGUAGUGAUGUAGGCCUACAAUCAGCUGACACUCAGGGUAGUGAUGUAGGCCUAAAUUCAGGUGACAGUCAAGCUGUAGCAAAACAUAAUAAAUGUGAUGUUUGUAGUAAAUCAUUUACUGAACGAAGUAAACUGCGGAAACACAUGAGAAUUCAUACGGGUGAGAAGCCCUUUCAAUGUGAUGUUUGUAGUAAAUCAUUCACAGACAGUAGUACUCUACAGAGACACCUCAAAAUUCAUACAGGUGAAAAACAUUAUAAAUGUAAUAUUUGUAAUAAAUCAUUUACCUUACGUUGUACUCUUCAGGCACAUGUGCGAACGCAUACCGGUGAUAAACCUUAUAAAUGUGAUGUUUGUAGUAAAUCGUUCACACGGAGUGGAAGCCUACAGACCCACGUGAGAAAUCAUACCGGGAAAAAACCGUUUCAAUGUGACAUUUGUAGUCGAUCAUUCGCUGAGAGUGGUACUCUACACAGACACAUGAGAAUUCAUACUGGUGAAAGACCUUAUACAUGUGAUAUUUGUAAUAAAUCAUUUUCCUUACUUUGUACUCUUCGGACACAUGUGCGAACUCAUACCGGUGAGAAACCUUAUAAAUGUGAUGUUUGUAGUAAAUCAUAUACUGACCGAGGUAAUCUACGGAGACACAUGAUAAAAAAUCAUGUGGGUGAAAAUCAGGGUUCUUAAUCCAUUUUGAAACGAACCAGCCAGAAUUGGGUCAAAUGAGGUUUUAAAAUUGUGAGCUUCCAUUCCCUAUAACCAGACUGGAACAAAAAUAAUUCUUGGUAAUUUGUUAUGAGGAAUAUCGUAUUCUACUGUAUGUAAUUACCACAAAAAUAACGACAAAUAUACUGAGCGCCAUGGAAAACGCAUCACUUUUUUUCCCAAAUAUUUUAUUACUAUGUGGUUUUGUAUGUAUAAUAUUAUGCAAUACUAUGAACUAUUGUUUCACACAAUGCUCCCAAAUGCAAAAAAUAUCGGCCCGUGUGCACAAAAAAACAAAUUGCACGAGAUGCACAUGAAAAACCCAAUAUUCACAUGCAGCGUUGUGCGUGAGCAUGUUUUCAACUUAAUGUGCAGUACAUGAACUGUGAAACGUCAAUCUGUCGUAAUUUGUUAUUGGACCUGUGAAGGAAACAAGCUAGAAAUGCCGAGACUUACUGAAAAUCAACGAAAUGAUGCCGUGACUGUCACCUCCUGGUCCACAACGCGUUACAACCCAGACUCAAGACUACUGCAUCCGGGUCACUCAUCUGCGUAACAGAUUCAGCCCAGCGAUUUGAACAGGUGCAGCAGUCGUUCGGAAGACAAGGACCAGUAAGUGCCAACACCAUAAGACGUCGUCUAAGAGAAGUAGGACUCCGUGCACGACGACCUUAUGUUGGAGCUAUCCUCAGGGAUCAUCAUUGUCAGCGGCGUUUGAUGUGGGCUCAAGGACACCAGACAUGGAGAAGAGUAGACUGGCAAAGUGUGCUCUUCAGUGAUGCGAGUCGCUUUCAUCUUUAUCACGCUGAUGGCCGUCAACGUGUGUGGAGAUGUCUGGGGGAAUGUCUUGCAGAUGCUGCAUCUUCGAAAUGAAUCGAUGGGGUGGGGGAAGUGUAAUGGUGUGGGGAGGCUUCACCGUGAUGAUGUCUUGCAACCAAUUAAUGUUCCGAUGUUUCGAGCACACCCACAACUUCAGCACUUCCAGCAGGAUAAUGCAGGUCCGCAUACCGCCUGUUGUAGUAUGGACUUCGUGGCUGCUAACAACAUCAAUGUCUUGGACUGGCCAGUCAUGUCUCCGGGCAUGGCACCGAUAGAACUUGCUGGGAUGAGAUUGGGCAUCGUCUGUAUCGGAGACCACAGAUGCACACCAUUGCUGCUUUAGAAGCUGCUCUUGUCCAAGAAUGGAACAAUUUGCACCAGGCCUUCUUUCAAACAUUGGUAAAUUCCAUGCGACGUCACUGCACAGCGUGCGUAAGAGUCCGUGGAGGACACACACGCUACUGACAUCUGUGUCGUACUUUUGGUUUUGACCCCCCUGACUUUGUACCGUUGAUUACAGAUUAAACGUCCAUAAGUGUACAAAUGUGUUGCGAUUGAUGUGUUCCCAUUUGAAUAUUGUUCACAAUAAGAAGCAAAAUAAAUAAGAUAUGUUUACAGGAUCAUUUUGUUAAACGAAAAACUAAGUGAUGCGUUUUCCAUGGGACUCAGUAUAGAUAUUUAAUUCACGUACCAGCUUGAUAUUCAUGUCAGUAAUAUUCAUGAAUAAAUUACUGUAUUGGUUUUUUGUUUUUAUUCUUCAUAACACAAUUUGUAUGUUUUUUUGCAAAUGUUUUUAUUCAUUCGUCCAUGAUAGACACAGGGCAUAAUGAUGACGUGAAAACCAUAAUUGAAAUGGCUUUAAAGCGGAAAUUGCAAAUUUUCUAAGAAAGUCAAAACGUAUUUAUUUCUAUGUCUUUUGCUCAAUAGGUUGUGAACUCACAAUUAUACGAUCAUAGGUGUCAUUCUCACACUCACAACUCAUUUACACAGGAAAUAAUAACACAAUUACCUCCCUUGUUUUCUAUUCUCCACCAUGGAGUAGCCUUUUUCAAACGUUUAAAAAUGAAGAGGAAAAUGAUAUUUUUGGCAAUAUUGAAAUACAGGAUUAUUCUUUAACAAGGUAGGACUGUUUAUGGAUACCAUCUAUUUUCAGGUUUUAUUUUAAUAAAAUUUUAAAAAUAUAACUUGUGCUAAUUACUCGGAUUACGAACUACGUGGUCGUCAAGGAAUAUCAUUAAACACAGACACGUCUGUAACUAUUUUUUUAAGAAUUUUUUCCUGAUUUUGUUCUAUCUUAUUCAUUCUCUUCAUAAUAACGUCCAGCGACUGCAUUAUCGUAGAGCUACAAUCACAUUUCUUGCUAGCA